AUGAAGCCAUCAAACAAAGAAGACCAACAUCCAGAAAAGACCUCUCAGGACCAACCACAUGGUGCUGAGAGAGUUUUUGGAAGCGUCGAGUUGAAGCUGAAGAAUGCUUCUCAGGAACCAGAUGAUGAUUUGAGGAACCCUUCUGCAGGCACUGAGCCCAAGCCCUAUGCUUUACCCAUGCUGUCAGACUUGGGGCACUCCCAGAAGUCACCCCUGUCAGGCACUGAUAUGACGUAUCCAGUGAUAAAACAGCGUGGAUUCUACUCUGAUAUCCUCAGUCCCGGAACCUUGGAUCAACUUGGGGUGAGAAUGGAAGCUAACCUUUGUCAAGACUUCAGAAGCUUCCAAGUUCCUGAAGACUUCAGGGAGCGUGUGGAACAGCAGAGCAUUGGGUCUACCACACGGCUGCUCUCCCAGACUGAUUUUCCCCUGCAGGCCUAUGAGCCCAAGGUGCAGGUACCCUUCCAGGUGCUUCCAGGCCAGUGCCCUCGCAAGAUUGAGAUUGAGAGGAGGAGGCGGAAAUAUCUGAGCCUGGACAUUGAACAGCUAUUGGCCAGAGAGGGUAUUGAUUCCAAUAAGCUCAUGCCCAGGCAUCCGGACUCUCAGAAUCCACAAACCAUUGAACAGGGCCAUGACCCACUCUUUCCCAUCUAUCUUCCACUGAAGGUUUUUGACAAUGAGGAGUUCGACUGCCGGACACCCAGAGAGUGGAUCAACAUGGGUUUCGAUUCAGAUUCUCAGAACAGGAAACCUGUUCCUGGAAAAGCCCUCCUGCCUACUGAUGAUGUCCUGGGGCAUGAGGACCCCAAGAGUCAGAAGCUAGACUACAAAUGGUGUGAGGUUGGUGUCUUGGACUAUAAUGAAGAAAACAAGCUGUACCUGGUGCACAAAACGGAUGAGAAAGGAUUGGUUCGAGAUGAGAUGGGGAUGCCCAUCCUGAAUGGAGGAAUUACUGCCAAAGGAAGGCCACCCCUUCUGCUCUGUCAGUACUGGGUACCACGGAUCCAACUUCUCUUCUGUGCUGAGGACCCUCGCAUAUUCACACAACGCGUGGUGGAGGCUAAUGCCCUGCGCAAGAACACCGAGGCGCUGCUGCUGUACAAUCUGUACGUGGACUGUAUGCCCUCCGAGGGCCAGCGGAUCAUCAGUGAGCAGAGCCUGAACAAGAUCAAGCAGUGGGCCAUGAGCACGCCACGGAUGCGCAAAGGGCCACAAGUCCUUGAGCAUCUCAGCAACCUCACCAGAGAAGUGAGCCUGGACUACGAGCGUAGCAUGAACAAGAUCAACUUUGACCAAAUAGUUGCCUCCAAACCCGACACAUUCUCCUAUGUGACCCUGCCCAAGAAGGAGGAGGAAAAGGUGCCAGAGCACGGAUUGGUCAGUUUCCCCAAGUACCCUUUCCGGGAACAGAAGGAGGACUUCACCUUUGUGUCCUUGCUUACACGGCCAGAAGUCAUUAUAGCCCUGAGCAAGGUGCGGGCUGAGUGCAACAAGGUGACUGGCAUGUCACUGUUCCAUUCAAGCCUCUCCAAGUCCAGCCGCCUGGAGGAGUUUGAGCAAAUCGAGUCACAGACCUUCUCCCAGGUACAGAUGUUCCUCAAGGACAGCUGGAUCAGCACCCUAAAAGUAGCCAUGCGCAGCAGCCUGCGUGACAUGAGCAAAGGCUGGUACAACCUGUACGAGACCAACUGGGAGGUGUACCUCAUGUCAAAGCUGCGCAAGCUGAUGGAGCUGAUCAAGUACAUGCUUCAGGACACGCUACGCUUCUUGGUGCAGGACUCACUGACCAGCUUCUCACAGUUCAUCAGUGAUACCUGCUACAACGUACUCGAUUGCCCCGAUGACAUGGUCUGGGGUGAAGACUUCAUAAACAGCCCCUACAGGCCCCGGAAAAACCCCCUGUUCAUCGUGGACCUGGUGCUGGACAACUCAGGGGUGCACUACAGCACACCUCUGGAGCAGUUUGAGACAUCUCUGAUCGGCCUCUUCAACAAGGGCAUCCUGGCCACACAUGCAGUACCCCAGCUGGAGAAGCUUGUAAUGGAGGACAUCUUCAUCAGUGGCGAUCCCCUGCUGGAGUCUGUGGGGCUUCAUGAGCCAUUGGUGGAGGAACUGCGGGCCGUCAUUGCCAAUGCCAUACGCAAGGCCAUGAUCCCACUGCAGGCCUAUGCCAAGGAGUAUAGAAAGUACCUGGAGCUAAGCAACAAUGAUGUGUCUGUCUUUCUUAAGGACUACCAGACACGUGCCCCCACAGCUGAGGAAGUGCGGGAAGUGGUGCUCACCCACUUAAAAGAGAAGGAAAUCUUGGACAGCUCACUGCCCAGCAGCAUUGUCAUUGGGCCCUUCUAUAUCAACAUCGACAACGUCAAGCAGAGCCUCUCUAAGAAGCGCAAAUCCCUGGCCACUUCUAUGCUGGACAUCCUGGCCAAGAACCUGCACAGUGAAGUGGAAAGUAUCUGUGAGUCAUUUCGAAGCAUCAGCCGCAAGAUUUACGAGAAGCCCAACAGCAUUGAGGAGCUGGCUGAGCUGCGGGACUGGAUGAAGGGCAUCCCUGAGAAGCUUGGAAUGCUGGAGGAGCGGAUCGUGAAAGUUAUGGAUAACUACCAGGUCAUGGAUGAGUUUUUUUACAACCUCAGUACUGAAGACUUCAAUGACAAAUGGGCUGCCAGCAACUGGCCUGGUAAGAUCCUUGGGCAGUUAGAGACAGUGCGGCAACAGCACAUGGAGGAGGAGGAAAAAUUCCACAAAAUCCAGAUCAUGGAUCAAAACAACUUCCAGGAAAAGCUGGAAGCACUGCAGCUGGUGGUAGCUGGCUUCUCUACCCAUGUGGACAUUACACGAGCACAUGAGAUUGCCAAUGAGGUUCGGCGAGUCAAGAAACAACUGAAGGAUUGCCAGCAGCUGGCAACACUCUACAACAACCGCGAGCGCAUCUUUGGCCUUCCCAUCACCAAUUAUGACAAGCUCUCAAAAAUGGUGAAGGAUUUCCAGCCCUACCUGGACCUCUGGACCACAGCCUCUGAUUGGCUGCGCUGGUCUGAGAGCUGGAUGAAUGACCCCUUGUCAGCCAUUGAUGCAGAGCAGCUGGAAAAGAACGUUAUCGAGUCCUUCAAAACCAUGCACAAAUGCGUGAAGCAGUUCAGGGACAUCCAAGCUUGCCAGGAUGUGGCCUUAGACAUUCGAGCCCGCAUUGAGGAGUUCAAGCCAUAUAUCCCACUGAUCCAGGGCCUACGCAACCCUGGCAUGAGGAACCGGCACUGGGAGGUACUAUCCAACCAGAUCAAUAUCAAUGUCCGGCCCAAGGCCAACUUGACUUUUUCCCGCUGCCUUGAGAUGAACCUGCAGGACCAUAUCGAGAGCAUCAGCAAGGUGGCUGAGGUGGCUGGCAAGGAAUAUGCCAUUGAGCAGGCACUAGACAAGAUGGAGAAAGAGUGGUCAACCGUUCUGUUCAAUGUGCUGCCCUACAAGGAGACAGAAACCUAUAUCCUCAAGAGUCCAGAUGAGGCCUCACAGCUGCUUGAUGACCAUAUUGUUAUGACCCAGAGCAUGUCCUUCUCACCCUACAAGAAGCCCUUUGAGCAACGCAUCAACUCCUGGGAGACCAAACUGAAGCUGACCCAGGAGGUUUUGGAGGAGUGGCUGAACUGCCAGCGGUCCUGGCUGUACCUGGAGCCCAUCUUCAGAUCUGAGGACAUCACCCGGCAGCUGCCUGUGGAGAGCAAGCGUUACCAAACCAUGGAACGAAUCUGGAGGAAGAUCAUGAAGAAUGCUUAUGAGAACCGAGAGGUGAUCAAUGUGUGUUCUGAUCAGAGGCUGUUAGACAGCCUGCGGGACUGUAACAAGCUGCUGGACCUGGUGCAGAAGGGACUAAGCGAGUACCUAGAGACCAAGCGCAGUGCCUUCCCCAGAUUCUACUUCCUGUCAGAUGAUGAACUGCUAGAGAUCUUGUCCCAGACAAAGGACCCCACAGCCGUGCAGCCCCACCUGCGCAAGUGCUUCGAGAACAUUGCCCGUCUGCUAUUCCAGGAGGACUUGGAGAUCACACACAUGUACUCCUCAGAGGGUGAGGAGGUAAAGCUCUCCUUCUCCAUCUACCCCUCCAGCAAUGUGGAAGAUUGGCUGCUGGAGGUAGAACGCAGCAUGAAGGCCAGUGUGCGAGACUUCAUUGAGAGGGCCAUCCUGGCCUACCCCACAAUGCCCAGGACCAAGUGGGUUCUCAACUGGCCAGGCCAAGUGACCAUUGCUGGCUGCCAAACCUAUUGGACCAUGGAAGUGUCUGAAGCUCUAGAAUCCAGCACUCUCAGCACAAAGCUGUUUCCCCAGCUCUCCCAGCAGCUCAGUGAUCUGGUGGCCCUGGUACGGGGUAAGCUAUCCCGCAUGCAGCGGGCAGUGCUUUCGGCACUGAUUGUUAUUGAGGUCCAUGCCAAGGAUGUAGUGAAAAAGCUGAUCAAGGAGAACGUGGUCAGCGUGAAUGACUUUGAAUGGAUCUCACAGCUCAGGUACUACUGGACAAACAAUGAUCUGUACAUUCGUGCUGUGAAUGCUGAGUUCAUCUAUGGCUAUGAGUACCUAGGCAACAGUGGGCGGUUGGUGAUCACACCCCUCACUGACAGGUGCUAUCUGACCCUCACUGGAGCCCUACACCUCAAGUUUGGGGGUGCCCCAGCUGGCCCAGCUGGCACAGGGAAAACAGAGACCACUAAAGACCUGGGAAAGGCCUUGGCCAUACAGACUGUUGUGUUCAACUGCUCUGACCAGCUUGAUUUCAUGGCCAUGGGCAAGUUCUUCAAGGGCCUGGCCAGUGCUGGGGCCUGGGCCUGCUUCGACGAGUUCAAUCGCAUUGACAUCGAGGUGCUCUCAGUGGUAGCACAGCAGAUCACCACCAUCCAGAAAGCACAGCAACAGCGGGUAGAACGUUUCAUGUUUGAGGGUGUUGAGAUCCCACUUGUACCAUCCUGUGCAGUUUUUAUCACCAUGAACCCAGGAUAUGCUGGCCGCACGGAGCUGCCUGACAAUCUGAAGGCACUUUUCCGGCCUGUGGCCAUGAUGGUCCCGGAUUAUGCCAUGAUUGCUGAGAUCUCACUCUACUCCUUUGGCUUCAAUGAAGCUAAUGUGCUGGCUAAGAAGAUCACAACAACCUUCAAGUUGUCCUCUGAGCAACUUAGCUCCCAGGAUCACUAUGACUUCGGGAUGAGAGCCGUGAAGACUGUGAUCUCAGCUGCCGGGAACCUCAAGCGAGAAAACCCCAACAUGAAUGAGGAGCUGAUCUGCCUCCGAGCCAUCCAGGAUGUGAAUGUACCCAAGUUCCUGCAAGAAGACCUAAAGCUCUUUUCAGGGAUAGUAUCUGACCUGUUCCCCACCAUCAAGGAGGAGGACACUGACUAUGGAAUCCUAGACAAAGCCAUUCGCCAGGCCUGUGAGAAGUACAACCUCAAGGAUGUGGAUGGUUUCCUGACUAAGUGCAUCCAGCUGUAUGAGACCACAGUGGUGCGGCAUGGCCUCAUGCUUGUGGGGCCCACGGGCUCUGGUAAAAGUAACUGUUACAGGGUUCUGGCAGCUGCUAUGACAAUGUUGAAAGGGCAGCCAUCCAUCAGUGGGGGUGUAUAUGAGGCUGUGAACUACUAUGUGCUCAACCCCAAGUCCAUCACCAUGGGCCAGCUGUAUGGAGAGUUUGACCUGCUCACCCAUGAAUGGACAGAUGGGAUUUUCUCCUCCCUCAUCCGGGCAGGGGCUAUUGCCUCUGACACCAACAAGAAGUGGUACAUGUUCGAUGGGCCAGUGGAUGCCGUCUGGAUCGAGAACAUGAACACAGUGCUGGAUGACAAUAAGAAACUGUGCCUCAGCUCUGGGGAGAUCAUCAAGCUCACAGAGGCAAUGACCAUGAUGUUUGAGGUGCAGGAUCUGGCAGUGGCCUCCCCAGCCACAGUGUCACGCUGUGGCAUGGUGUACCUGGAGCCUAGCAUCUUAGGGCUCAUGCCCUUCGUUGAGUGUUGGCUAAAGACUAUUCCUGCCUUGAUAAAGCCUCACAAGGAUCAGCUGAAGGAACUCUUUGUCAGCUUUCUGGAGGAUGCCAUUGACUUUGUUCGGUCCUCAGUGAAGGAGGUGAUCGCCUCAACCAACAGCAACCUGACCACAAGCCUCCUCAAGCUGCUUGACUGUUUCUUCAAGCCCUUUCUGCCUAGAGAGGACCUCAAGAAGAUUCCCUCUGAAAAAUUAAGUCGUAUCCCAGAGCUGAUUGAGCCCUGGUUCAUCUUUUCCCUGAUUUGGAGUGUAGGAGCCACUGGAGACAGCAAGAGCCGCUUGAACUUUAACCACUGGCUAAGGAUGAAAAUGACGAUGGAAAAGGUGACUCUAUGCUUCCCUGAAAAUGGACAGGUAUUCGAUUAUAGACUAGAGGAUGCUGGCAUCAGUAGUAUUGAAGAUGAUGAAGAAGAUGAGGACGAGAACAAGCAGGUUGCCUGGGUGAAGUGGAUGGACUCCUCAGCUCCAUUCACCAUGAUACCAGACACCAGCUACUCCAACAUCAUUGUGCCCACCAUGGACACCGUGCAGAUGUCCUAUUUGCUGGGCAUGCUACUGACCAGCCGAAAGCCUGUGCUGUGUAUUGGGCCAACAGGCACAGGGAAAACUAUUACCAUUUCCAACAAGCUUCUCAAGAACCUACCAUUAGAAUACAUUAGCCAUUUCCUUACCUUCUCAGCUCGCACUUCAGCUAACCAGACCCAAGACCUCAUCGACAGCAAACUGGACAAGAGGCGGAAAGGUGUAUUUGGACCACCCCUUGGGCGCAACUUUAUUUUCUUCAUUGAUGAUCUAAACAUGCCAGCCCUGGAGACAUAUGGAGCACAGCCACCCAUUGAGCUGUUGCGCCAGUGGAUGGACCACGGUGGCUGGUAUGACCGCAAGACCAUCGGAGCCUUCAAGAAGUUGGUGGACAUCAACUUUGUCUGUGCCAUGGGCCCUCCAGGGGGAGGCCGGAAUGCCAUCACGGCAAGGCUGACCCGUCACUUCAACUACCUAUCCUUCACCGAGAUGGACGAGGUCAGCCAGACGCGCAUCUUCUCUACCAUCCUAGGAUGUUGGAUGGAUGGACUCCUUGGAGAAAAAAGUUACCGAGAGCCUGUGCCUGGAGCUCCCAAUAUUGCUCAUCUCACAGAGUCCCUCGUGGAAGCUACUAUCAUGGUGUAUGCCACCAUCACCUCCCAGUUGCUGCCCACUCCAGCCAAGUCUCACUAUACCUUCAACCUGAGAGACCUCUCCAAGGUCUUCCAGGGUAUACUCAUGGCCGAACCUUCCAAAGUUGAGGACAAAGUGCAGCUGCUGAGACUGUGGUAUCAUGAGAACUGCCGCGUAUUCCGGGACCGACUGGUGAAUGAAGAAGACCGCACCUGGUUUGACCAGCUUCUGGAGAGCCACAUGGAAGAGUGGGAAGUGCCCUUCAACAAGGUCUGCCCCACCCAGCCCAUUCUUUAUGGGGACUUCAUGUCACCAGGUGCAGACGUGAAAUCCUAUGAGCUCAUCACCAGUGAGAAUAAGAUGCUGCAUGUGAUCGAGGAAUACAUGGAGGACUACAACCAGAUCAACACAGCCAAGCUGAAGCUGGUCCUCUUCAUGGAUGCCAUGAGCCACAUCUGCCGUAUCAGCCGCACUCUACGCCAGGCACUGGGCAAUGCACUCCUGCUAGGUGUGGGUGGCAGUGGCCGCAGUUCCCUCACACUGCUUGCUUCCCACAUGGCUGAGUAUGAGUGCUUCCAGAUCGAGCUGUCCAAGAACUAUGGCAUGCCUGAGUGGCGUGAAGAUGUUAAGAAGGUCCUGCUCAAGGCUGGCCUGCAGAAUCUGCCCAUCACCUUCCUGUUCUCAGAUACCCAGAUCAAAAACGAGUCCUUCUUGGAGGAUAUCAACAAUGUUCUGAAUUCAGGUGACAUUCCCAACCUCUACAAUGCUGAUGAGCAGGACCAGAUUGUCACGGCCAUGAGGCCCUAUAUCCAGGAGCAGGGUCUGCCGCCCACCAAAGCCAACCUCGUAGCUGCCUACACUGGGCGUGUGCGAAACAACAUCCACAUGGUGUUAUGCAUGAGCCCUAUUGGAGAGGUCUUCAGAGCUCGCCUAAGGCAGUUCCCCUCCCUCGUCAACUGCUGUACCAUUGACUGGUUUAAUGAGUGGCCAGCAGAGGCCCUGGAGUCUGUGGCCACCAGGUUCCUGAAUGAGAUCCCAGAAUUGGAAUCUUCUCCAGAAAUAGUUAAAGGACUGAUUCAGGUUUGCGUGUAUAUCCACCAGUCAGUGUCCAAGAAGUGUGUUGAGUACCUGGCCGAACUGGCCCGCCACAACUACGUGACCCCCAAGAGCUAUUUAGAAUUGCUCAACAUAUUCUCCAUCCUCAUUGGGCAGAAGAAGCACGAGGUGAAAACUGCAAAAAACCGUAUGAAGAGUGGCUUAGACAAGCUGCUGCGCACUUCUGAGGAUGUGGCCAAGAUGCAGGAAGAACUGGAGAUCAUGCGCCCCCUGCUGGAGGAGGCUGCCAAGGACACUAUGUCCACUAUGGAGCAGAUCAAGGUGGAUACAGCCAUUGCUGAGGAGACCCGAAAUUCAGUACAGGCUGAGGAGAACAAGGCCAAUGAGAAAGCCAGAAAGGCACAAGCCAUUGCUGAUGAUGCUCAGAAAGAUCUGGAUGAGGCUCUACCAGCCUUGGAUGCAGCCCUGGCUAGUCUCCGCAACCUCAACAAGAAUGAUGUAACUGAGGUACGUGCAAUGCAGCGGCCACCCCCAGGUGUGAAGCUAGUCAUAGAAGCUGUGUGCAUCAUGAAGGGGAUCAAGCCCAAGAAGGUGCCUGGAGAGAAACCAGGCACCAAAGUGGAUGACUACUGGGAGCCAGGCAAGGGGCUUCUACAGGACCCAGGUCGCUUCCUCGAGAGCCUCUUCAAGUUUGACAAGGACAACAUUGGGGAAGCAGUGAUCAAAUCCAUCCAACCAUACAUUGACAAUGAUGAGUUCCAGCCUGCUGCCAUUGCCAAGGUGUCCAAAGCCUGCACAUCUAUCUGCCAGUGGGUGCGCGCCAUGCAUAAGUACCACUUUGUGGCCAAGGCUGUGGAGCCCAAGCGGCAAGCACUGCGGGAAGCCCAGGAUGACCUGGAAGUGACACAGCAGAUCCUGGAGGAGGCAAAGCAGCGCCUUCAUGAGGUGGAAGAUGGCAUUGCCACAAUGCAGGCCAAGUACCGAGAAUGUGUUGCUAAGAAGGAAGAGUUGGAGCUAAAGUGUGAGCAGUGUGAGCAGCGGCUGGGCAGAGCAGACAAGCUCAUCAAUGGACUAGCGGAUGAGAAGGUGCGCUGGCAAGACACAGUAGAGAACCUGGACCACAUGCUCAACAACAUCUCUGGUGAUGUGCUGGUGGCCUCUGGCUUUGUGGCCUACCUGGGUCCCUUCACGGGCCAGUACCGCACAACGCUGUAUGAACAGUGGGUCAAACAGCUCACAAUUCACAAGGUCCCACACACUUCUGAGCCCACACUAAUCGGGACACUGGGAAACCCUGUGAAGAUCCGUUCGUGGCAGAUUGCUGGCCUCCCCAAUGACACUCUGUCGGUGGAGAAUGGAGUCAUCAACCAGUACUCCCAGCGCUGGACCCACUUCAUUGACCCUCAGAGCCAAGCCAACAAAUGGAUCAAAAACAUGGAAAAAGAAAAUGGACUGGAUGUGUUCAAACUGAGUGACCGAGACUUCCUGCGCAGCAUGGAGAAUGCCAUACGCUUUGGCAAACCAUGCCUUCUGGAGAAUGUGGGAGAGGAGCUAGACCCCGCCCUGGAGCCUGUGCUGCUCAAGCAGACAUACAAGCAGCAGGGAAACACAGUGCUGAAACUGGGGGACACUGUGAUACCCUACCAUGAGGACUUCAGGAUGUAUAUCACCACCAAGCUGCCAAACCCACACUACACCCCUGAGAUUGCCACUAAACUCACUCUCAUCAACUUCACCCUGUCACCCAGUGGCCUAGAGGACCAGCUACUAGGCCAGGUAGUGGCUGAGGAGCGACCCGACUUGGAGGAGGCCAAGAACCAGCUGAUUAUCAGUAACGCUAAGAUGCGUCAGGAGCUGAAGGACAUUGAAGACCAGAUCCUCUACCGACUAAGCUCCUCUGAGGGCAACCCUGUGGAUGACAUGGAGCUCAUCAAGGUGCUAGAGGCUUCCAAGAUGAAAGCCGCUGAAAUCCAGGCCAAGGUCAGGAUUGCAGAGCAGACAGAGAAGGACAUUGAUCUCACACGCAUGGAGUAUAUACCUGUGGCUGUCCGCACCCAGAUCCUCUUCUUCUGUGUAUCUGACCUGGCCAGUGUGGACCCCAUGUACCAGUACUCCCUCGAAUGGUUCCUCAACAUCUUCCUCUCCGGCAUUGCCAACUCUGAGAGGGCAGACAACCUGAAGAAGCGCAUUGUCAACAUCAACCGCUACCUGACCUACAGCCUUUAUAGCAAUGUCUGCCGCAGCCUCUUUGAGAAGCAUAAGCUUAUGUUUGCCUUCCUGUUGUGUGUCCGCAUCAUGAUGAAUGAGGGCAAGAUCAACCAGGGUGAAUGGCGCUACCUUCUGUCUGGGGGCUCCAUUCAAGCCAUGACUGAGAACCCUGCACCAAACUGGCUGUCAGACAGGGCCUGGAGAGACAUCCUGGCACUAUCCAUCCUACCAACCUUUUACGCUUUCUCUUCUGACUUUGUGAAACAUCUCUCAAGUUUCCAGAAAAUCUUCGACAGCCUUGAGCCCCACCGGGAGCCCUUGCCUGGCAUCUGGGAAACGUUCUUGGACCAGUUCCAGAAACUGCUAGUUCUCCGCUGUCUUCGUGGAGACAAAGUUACCAAUGCCAUGCAGGACUUUGUGGCCAACAACUUGGAGCCACGCUUCAUUGAGCCCCAGACAGCCAACUUGUCUCUGGUGUUCAAAGAUUCCAACUCCACGACACCCCUCAUCUUUGUGCUGUCACCUGGCACAGACCCAGCUGCUGAUCUCUACAAGUUUGCCGAAGAGAUGAAGUUUUCCAAGAAGCUCUCUGCCAUCUCCCUGGGUCAGGGGCAGGGCCCUCGGGCAGAAGCAAUGAUGCGCAGCUCCAUAGAGAGGGGCAAAUGGGUCUUCUUCCAGAAUUGCCACCUGGCACCAAGCUGGAUGCCAGCCCUGGAACGCCUCAUUGAGCACAUCAACCCUGACAAGGUACACCGGGACUUCCGCCUGUGGCUCACUAGCCUUCCCAGCAACAAGUUCCCAGUAUCCAUCUUGCAAAAUGGCUCCAAGAUGACCAUUGAGCCACCACGUGGAGUCAAGGCCAACCUGUUAAAGUCCUAUAACAACCUCAGCGAUGACUUCCUCCAUUCCUGUAAUAAGGUGAUGGAGUUCAAGUCCCUGCUGCUGUCUCUGUGUCUAUUCCAUGGAAAUGCACUAGAACGUCGUAAGUUUGGGCCCCUAGGCUUCAACAUCCCCUAUGAGUUCACAGAUGGAGACCUGCGCAUCUGCAUUAGCCAACUCAAGAUGUUCCUAGAUGAAUAUGAUGAUAUCCCUUAUAAGGUCCUCAAGUACACAGCUGGGGAGAUCAACUAUGGGGGCCGCGUUACUGAUGACUGGGAUCGCCGCUGCGUCAUGAACAUCUUGGAGGACUUCUACAACCCUGACGUGCUCUCCCCUGACCACAGCUACAGUCCCUCUGGUGUUUACCACCAGAUCCAACCCACCUAUGACCUCAACGGCUACCUCUCAUAUAUAAAGAGCCUCCCACUCAAUGAUAUGCCUGAAAUCUUUGGCCUACAUGACAAUGCCAACAUCACCUUUGCCCAGAAUGAGACUUUUGCUCUGCUUGGUGCCAUCAUCCAGCUGCAGCCCAAAUCAUCCUCUGCAGGUGGCCAAGGCAGGGAAGAGAUAGUAGAGAAUGUAGCUGAGGACAUUCUGGUCCAAGUGCCUGAACCUAUCAACCUGCAAUGGGUGGUCACCAAGUACCCUGUGCUUUAUGAGGAAUCAAUGAACACAGUGCUGGCACAAGAGGUCAUUAGGUACAACCGGCUGAUAAAGGUGAUCAUACAGACGUUGCGAGACAUGCUCAAGGCACUCAAGGGGCUGGUGGUGAUGUCCUCACAGCUGGAGCUUAUGGCUGGCAGCUUGUACAACAACACUGUGCCUGAGCUCUGGAAUGCAAAGGCCUACCCAUCGCUCAAGCCACUGGCCUCAUGGGUCAUGGACCUGAUAAAGCGCCUGGACUUCCUGGACACCUGGAUCCAAAAUGGCAUCCCAGCUGUCUUUUGGAUCAGUGGCUUCUUCUUCCCUCAGGCUUUCCUGACAGGCACUCUACAGAACUUUGCCCGAAAGUUCGUCAUCUCUAUUGACACUAUCACCUUUGAUUUCAAGGUGAUGACUGAGUCACCAUCAGAGCUCAAAAGCAGGCCCGAAGAAGGGUGUUACAUCCAUGGACUAUUCCUGGAAGGUGCCCGUUGGGACCCUGUGAACUUCGAGUUGGAUGAGUCUCGGCCCAAGGAGCUGUACACAGAAAUGGCUGUCAUCUGGCUCUUACCAAAGCCCAACCGCAAGGCCACGUUGCAGAACUACUAUUUAUGUCCUAUCUACAAGACAUUGACCCGUGCUGGAACACUAUCUACCACAGGCCACUCCACCAACUAUGUCAUUGCUGUGGAGAUCCCUACCCAACAGCCUCAGCGACACUGGAUAAAGCGUGGUGUGGCCCUCAUCUGUGCCCUGGACUACUAAAUUCACAUGGAAGGACCAGUCAGUAAAGUCAAGUUUUUCAGUCA
This is a messenger RNA of Dipodomys ordii (Ord's kangaroo rat), 12770 nucleotides long. It is a transcript of the gene Dnah1, whose product is annotated as dynein, axonemal, heavy chain 1. Gene Ontology annotation, cellular component: dynein complex. The record is from RefSeq and is a predicted model, not a curated record. The transcript is spliced from 76 exons. The coding region runs from base 1 to 12726 and encodes 4241 amino acids. Gene Ontology annotation, biological process: microtubule-based movement. NCBI's taxonomy places the organism in Eukaryota, Metazoa, Chordata, Mammalia, Rodentia, Heteromyidae. Gene Ontology annotation, molecular function: dynein intermediate chain binding; ATP binding; minus-end-directed microtubule motor activity.